Messenger RNA from Chlorocebus sabaeus (green monkey), 1741 nucleotides. Lineage: Eukaryota; Metazoa; Chordata; Mammalia; Primates; Cercopithecidae. The record is from RefSeq and is a predicted model, not a curated record.
AGGCUGGUUUGCGUCGACAUGGCGGUUUCCCUGAGAGUCUUGCUGGGGGGCGCGUUUGCGCUGCCGUCGCUCGCUGUGGGUUCGCGACCCGGGGGGUGGCGGGCCCAGGCCCUAUCGGCCGGGAGCCGGACCCCGAUUCCGACUGGGAGCCGGAGGAAUGGGAGCUGCAGGAGGUGGAGAGGUACCGGCUUCUCCUCGGGCCCUCAGCUUGAAGCUGGGCCUCGCGCCCCGGCGCCCCAGGCCGCGCCCCCUUUGCGCCGGGUGUCCUGCCGCUGCUUGCGCGGCGGCCCUCGUUUCCUCCUACCCGUUGUUAGUCGCGCAGCGUGAGGUGUUCAGCUCCCCAGGGACCACUGGUCCCUUCAUUAGUGACGUAUUUCAUCAUUAGUUUAGAGAGUUCGGCAUGCUUACAGGCAGUUAUUGUUCUAGGUGUUAGCUUUCUGGGUGUACAGAGCAGCUCUAAGCCGGCAACACGGCCCGGUUGCCCUUGCGAUCAAAGAGAAGAGGGCUGGGCGCUCCAUGAUUUAGCCUGAGGCUCUACAAACAUCCAUUCUGCUUCCACGCAUGGCUUGUGCCAUUGGUUCUCCUCCCCCAGCACCCUGAAAGGACAGAAAAAAGCAAUCCGAUUCCAGAAAAUUCGGAGGCAAACGGAGGCGCCUGGUGCCCCGCCCAGAACCCUGACUCGGGAAGCCAUGGAGCAGAUCCGGUAUUUACGUGAGGAAUUUCCAGAGUCCUGGUCAGUUCCCAGGUUGGCUGAAGGCUUUAAUGUCAGCACUGAUGUGAUCCGAAGAGUUUUAAAAAGCAAGUUUGUACCCACAUUGGAGCAGAAGCUGAAGCAGGAUCAAAAAGUCCUUAAGAAAGCUGGGCUUGCCCACUCUCUCCAGCAGCUCCGGGGCGCUGGAAAUACCUCAAAGCUGCUCCCUGCAGGCCACUCUGUAUCAGGCUCUUUGCUUAUGCCAGGGCAUGAAGCCUCAUCCAAAGACGCGAAUCACAGCACAGCUUUGAAAGUGAUAGAGUCAGACACUCACAGGACAAAUAUACCAAGGAGAUGGAAGGGAAGAAAUAAAGAAAUCCAGCACCUGGAGGAGAGCUUUGUGCCUGUUGCUGUACCCCUAGGUCAUCCAAGAGAGCUACAGAAGUACUCCAGUGAUUCUGAGAGCACCAGAAGAACUGGCAGUGGUGCAUUGCCAAGUGAUCAGAAGCUGGAGGAGUUGAAGGCAGAGGAGCUGGGUAACUUCAGCAGCAAAGUAGUGCAGAGGGGCCGAGAGUUCUUUGACAGCAACGGGAACUUCCUGUACAGAAUUUGAGUCGGGGCUUGGCUUGUGGAGAUGCCUUGUGAAACACAGCUGGGCAAGGAAUAUAUAUGGAACAGCCUGGAUUUCUGCAUAUGGAGAAGCCACCUUGGAAUAGGAAGAAGUGUUGAGCCUGGACUGUGGGAGGAAAAAACUGCGUGGAUAGAUUCAGACUUCCUGUAGUAGUGCCCCCAAUCUGACCUCUGUUGAUCUUCAGUACUCACUCUUCUUGCUUGGACACUCUGUAUGUUGAAAACCAGCCAUGUUGCAUGUGUUGUUACAAUUUUCUGUGAUACUUGCAAUUUAUAUUUGAGAGGAAGUGAAAAGUUUGCCUUCUGACCUCAUUUCCUUCUUGAUCAGUGAACACUAACAUUUUUGGGACAACUUAGUCAAUUGUUUUCCUUACAAGCACAAUAAAGUAAAAUGUAGCAGUCAAAAAAAAAAAAAAAAAA